This is a messenger RNA of Miniopterus natalensis, 583 nucleotides long. RefSeq names its product tRNA methyltransferase activator subunit 11-2 (gene TRMT112). Gene Ontology annotation, biological process: peptidyl-glutamine methylation; rRNA (guanine-N7)-methylation; tRNA methylation. The record is from RefSeq and is a predicted model, not a curated record. NCBI's taxonomy places the organism in Eukaryota, Metazoa, Chordata, Mammalia, Chiroptera, Miniopteridae. Gene Ontology annotation, molecular function: protein heterodimerization activity.
GGAGUGUCUGCUUCCUUCCGGUUCAGGCAGGCAAGAGUGUUGAGGCGACAUGAAGCUGCUAACUCACAAUUUGCUGAGCUCGCAUGUCCGAGGGGUGGGACCCCGUGGAUUCCCCCUGCGCCUCGAGGCCACCGAGGUCCGCGUCAUCCCCGUGGAGUUCAACCCGGAUUUCGUGGCGCGUAUGAUACCCAAGGUGGAGUGGCCGGCGCUUCUGGAGGCGGCCGAUCACUUGCGUCUGGACGAGGUGCCCAAAGGGCCAGUUCAGGGGUAUGAGCAAGAUGAGACAUUUCUGAGGAAGAUGCACCACGUGCUGCUCGAGGUGGAGGUGGUGGAGGGAACCCUGCAGUGCCCAGAGUCUGGACGUAUGUUCCCCAUCACCCGUGGGAUCCCCAACAUGCUGCUGAAUGAUGAGGAAACUGAGACUUAAUCGUGCCAGACAUCAGUUUUUCAUACUGUGAUCGUAUUUUUGUUUAUAUUCUGUUGGUUUUGUCACAUGUUUUCCCAGCUCUUGACCCAGUGACACGCCACACAGUGUUCUUGAGCUCGAUAUAUUUUUUUUCUCAUUAAAGGUUCAAAACCAAAA